UAGGUAUUUGGGGAGAGUUAUUUCUGCGCAUGCUCAAAAUGAUCAUCAUUCCGCUGGUAAUAGCUUGUCUAGUUACAGGUGUCGGAGCUUUAGAAGUUAAGACCAGUGGUAGUAUCGGAAUUGCAACUCUGGUGUACAUAAUCGUUACCCAGGUUAUUGGGGUCAUGAUUGGUAUUAUACUGGCAGUCUCUAUCAGACCAGGAACUGAUUUGGGCGAUGAACCACAAUUUGGAACUGCCAGUAGCACAGAAUAUGGGGAUACAUUUGCAGAUAUGUUGAGAAACCUCGUCCCAGAAAACGUGGUUCAGGCAUGCUUGCAACAUGUGGAGACAGAGGUUUCUUCAAAUAAAAGCAGGGAAAAUACCGGUUCUACCAAGAAUUUGACUGUACCAACAAAAUCGGUGGUUUACAAGGAAGGGACGAAUUUAUUAGGUAUCAUAGUAUUCAGCUUGGUGUUUGGUUGGGGAGUUCACGCUGCCGGUGAGGUCGGAAAGCCUGUUUACAACUUCUUUGUUGGAGUGUCUGGUGUCAUAUUCAAGAUGCUGACUCUAAUCUUUUGCGCUGCCGCCAUGCCCUUCUUGUUCAAAUGCUGCGAAGAGGAGUGCAAGAUUGACAACAGAGUCACUAAAUUCGUCCUUCCGAUUGCUGUGACCAUAAACCGAGAUGGCUCCGUUAUGUUCAUAAUGAUUGCCGCCAUGUUCAUAGCCCAAACCUAUGGUAUGACCAUUGGGGCUGGAGAGGUGGCCAUAGCCGGCCUUCUCAUUAUAUUGCUGUCCCUUUCUUUGGCUGCCAUUCCCAGUGGCAGUUUGGUUUUAUUAGUUAUCGUCUGCAGUGCAAUGGGGAUUCCUAUCUCAGACGAAACCAUCGGCCUGUUGUUCACCGUAGACUGGCUUCUGGAUCGAGUGCGGUCGGCCAGUAAUAUUUUGAGUCACGGGUUUGCCUGCGCCGUUGUCGAAAGGGUCUGUAGAAAGCAACUUGAAACAAGUAGUGAUCAACCGUCUGCAAGCACACAAGAUCACGAGAACUGCUAUGACAAUGCAGUUUAACAACAGACUCUGCUCGCCAAGUGGGUUUUAGGAAGUAAAGUCGUGAACAAGUCGCCUGAUUAAGCUUGCCAAUGAGUCCAGUCCCUUCGGCUAUAUUUGAUCUUUACCAUUUUCCCACAGUAAAGUCUUGAAUCCGACAUUUUGCAUUUAUGAAUAUUGCUAAUGAAGGAAAGAGGUCAUGCUCUCUUUCUGCUUUUUGUCCAUGGCUUUAAAGACAAAUAACAAACGUAUUUUUAUUUUGUAUCUGAGACAUAAGCAGACGAUUCAAAAGUUUCUGUAUGGGUAUUAUUUACCUGUUUAUAUCGGUAAAACUAUUCACCUAUUCAAGGCCUAGCUAUAUCGGAAA
This is a messenger RNA of Lingula anatina, 1392 nucleotides long. Its product is annotated as excitatory amino acid transporter 3. Gene Ontology annotation, biological process: L-glutamate transmembrane transport. NCBI's taxonomy places the organism in Eukaryota, Metazoa, Brachiopoda, Lingulata, Lingulida, Lingulidae. Gene Ontology annotation, cellular component: plasma membrane. The record is from RefSeq and is a predicted model, not a curated record. Gene Ontology annotation, molecular function: glutamate:sodium symporter activity; neutral L-amino acid transmembrane transporter activity; L-glutamate transmembrane transporter activity.